Stylophora pistillata is the source of this 387-nucleotide messenger RNA. RefSeq names its product prothymosin alpha-B-like. The record is from RefSeq and is a predicted model, not a curated record. Lineage: Eukaryota; Metazoa; Cnidaria; Anthozoa; Scleractinia; Pocilloporidae.
AUGCAAAGUCCUGAAGCUCAGAAACGUGUCGCUGAAGCAUACCAUCAAGCAGAAUGUAUGGCGCUAAAACAGAAGAUUCAGGAGAUUGAAAAGAAUCUUGCUGCACAGAAAGAACAAUAUCGAACCUUGCUAGAACAGCGUCAAAAACAUCCACCAGCAAGUACACAUUGUGAGAAAGAGAGAAAAAUCAUCUGCGUAACCAUGGCAAAUAGUUCUAAAGAUCUAGAUGUUUUCGGUGAUCCGACAGAAGAAAAAGAGGGAAAGGAACCUGAAAGCCCGGGUGAUGAUGAUGAGGAUGGUGAUGACGGUGACGAUACUAUCGAUGAUGAUGACGGUGACGAGGAUGACGAUGACGAUGACGGUGACGAUGAUCGUGGUCAGAAUUGA